GCGAAAGCGUCACAAAUGACCGGCGGGCGACAACGGCGACGGCCAUGACAUUAACGACGAUGCUGACGACGACAGGGAGGACGGUGAUGGAGACGGUGAACAGUAUUAUGUCCAUGAGGAGGAGGAGCGAGGAUGGAGGGAGAGGAUGGAGAGAGGAGGAAGGAGGAGGGAGGGGAGGAGAAAAUGAACGAGCACAGGGGUCUUCACCUUCUCACCAACGGGUUCACGGUGCAGAAUCACACCAUUGAUGAACGUUUGGAGGAGGAGCCUGUGUUUCAGAAGGACACACCGGAUCACACACACACAGUAACACACUACACACCACGUCCGACGCCGCCGUUACCCGCUUUAACCAACGGACACUCAGAUUCAGAGUCACAUGACCUGAACACAGACACGCCCUCACAUCUACCUGGUAUCACGGUCACCACAGAUGACGGCUUCCUGUCCCAGUACCAGGAGCUCAUGUUGUCUUUAGGGGUGGAGCCUGACUGUGAUGACAUCACAGAUGACAUGGGCACCUUUAGGAGGAGAGUGUGGGCUCUGAGACGAAGGCUGGAGGAAGAGGACGAAGGGUUUACGUCCACCUCCACCUGGGAUGACGGAGAGGAGGAGGAGGAGGAGGAGGUGAUGGAGGAAGAAGAAGCGGAGGUUGAAGAGGAGAGAAGGCCGAGGUGUGGGAUGAAAGGGAGCACCAGGUGUGGAGUCCCCUUCACAGGUCCGUUCAUCAGCGUCCUGCUGUCCCGGCUGGAGAACCUUCUGGAAAACUCCAUCGCCGUGAACCUCCUGGUGACGGGCAUCCUCGCCCAGCUGGCUUCGUACCCGCAACCUCUGCUGCGAUCCUUCCUACUGAGCACACACACUGUGGAGCAGCCCCACAUACGCACCCUCUACCAGGUGCUGGUGUCGGUGCGUGGUCAGAUUGAGCGCUGUGUGUCGUCCAGACCAGAUUAUCCUGCUCUGCUCACUCAGGCCUGGAGGUUUCUGCUGGAGAAAGACCAGGACAGCAAGAUCCGAGUGUGCCUUCAGUUCAUUCCUACAUUAAAUCAUCCAAACCAACCACUGACAUCAGAAGUCAUUGGCAUCAUUCUGCUGCUAGAAAACUGUCUGCAUGUCUGGAUUUCAGCUCGUCAUCCAGGCCACAGGGUAUUAGCAGCUGUUCUCAAACACAUGUGCAGACAGGUCAAGUUCCUCACACCAAAGUGGAACUGA
Messenger RNA from Sphaeramia orbicularis (orbiculate cardinalfish), 1212 nucleotides. RefSeq names its product protein FAM160A1-like. Bases 133 to 1212 code for a protein of 359 amino acids. The transcript has 6 exons. Lineage: Eukaryota; Metazoa; Chordata; Actinopteri; Kurtiformes; Apogonidae. The record is from RefSeq and is a predicted model, not a curated record.